Molecule: messenger RNA, 1504 nt
Organism: Fusarium oxysporum Fo47
Lineage: Eukaryota; Fungi; Ascomycota; Sordariomycetes; Hypocreales; Nectriaceae
Product: adenosine kinase
Exons: 4
Coding region: 68-1375 (435 amino acids)
Biological process (GO): purine ribonucleoside salvage
Cellular component (GO): cytosol; nucleus
Molecular function (GO): adenosine kinase activity
Source: RefSeq, a predicted model, not a curated record
UAGAAACUCUCAUCAUUUAAACCUGUCGGCCUCGAAGCUACUAUUCGGGCACGUAAUCAACAUAAAAAUGUUGGCGAGACCAUCUUCUUCGACUCUCCGACUUGAACUUCCUUCCCUCCUUCCCAGCUGCCGCCGCACAUGUACUCGCAACUUCUCCAGCUUCGCUCCUUUUCGGUUGCCGAAAGACCACGCCCCACGUUUUUACCCCACCAAGACCAAGACGUUUGACCCCUCUAUUCACCUCAAACUCUUCCCCUCCGAAGCUUCAUCUACUUUUUUAUCCUCAUCUAUAUCACAUCGUUUCUCUUUCCAAGCAAGACAUUUAAGCACCAUGUCUGCCGUUAAGGAAUACUCUCUUCUCUGUCUCGAGAACCCUCUCCUCGACAUCCAGGCCAAGGGUGACCAGGCCCUUCUUGACAAGUAUGGUCUCAAGCCUAACGACGCCAUCCUCGCAGAGGAGAAGCAUCUCCCUCUCUACGAAGACCUCCUAAACAACUACGAUGCCAAGCUGAUUGCUGGAGGCGCUGCACAAAACAGUGCUCGAGGUGCUCAGUACAUCCUCCCUCCUAACAGUGUCGUCUACCUUGGUGGCGCUGGUGAUGACAAGUAUGCUGCUAUCCUUCACGAUGCUGUCAAGGCCGCUGGUCUCCGUGUUGAAUACCGCGUCGACCCCAAGGAGAAGACUGGCCGAUGUGGUGCUAUCAUCACCGGCCACAACCGAAGCCUGUGCACAGAUCUUGGCGCUGCUAACCACUACGACCUCGAUCACUUAAAGAAGCCUGAGAUCUGGAAGCUCGUUGAGAACGCUGAGGUCUACUACGUCGGUGGUUUCCACUUCACUGUCUGCCCUCCUGCCAUUAUGGAGCUCGCUAAGCAGGCUGCUGAGCACAACAAGCCUUUUGUUCUCUCCCUGUCUGCUCCUUUCAUCCCUCAAUUCUUCAAGGAGGUUGUCGAUGCCAGCGCCCCUUACUGGGACUACAUCAUCGGCAACGAGACCGAGGCCGCCGCCUACGCCGAGUCCCACGGCCUCCCUAGCAAGGAGCCCAGGGAUGUUGUCAAGCACCUCGCCAACCUUCCCAAGGAGAAUACCAAGAGAAAGCGAAUUGCCAUUGUCACUCAGGGUACCGACCCUACUCUGGUUGCUAUCCAGGGUGAGGACGAUAUUAAGGAGUUCCCCGUUCACGCUAUCGAGAAGGAGAAGAUCAACGACACCAACGGUGCUGGUGACGCCUUUGCUGGUGGUCUCCUGGCUGGUAUCCUCCAGAACAAGCCCCUCGAAACCAGCAUUGACAUGGGCCAGUGGCUCGCUCGUUUGAGCAUCCAGGAGCUUGGACCUUCAUACCCCUUCCCCAAGCAAACCUACCAGGCUGCUUAAAUCUAUUAACAACUCAUCUUGCACAUCCUUCUUGGAUAAUUGAAUGUGGUUCGGCGUUGCUGGGGAAAAGGGAAACGGUUUCAACAACGGCGUUUGCAUCCAAAGGGAGAAUAUACCCCAAACUGAGGG